AUGGAGGCAGAAGUGGGCACCAUGGAGAAAAAGGAUGAAGAAGAAGAUGUCUUCGAAAUCGAUGAUUUCACCGUCAUAACGGAGUUUGAGCACUUUGUAGUAGCCAUUGAAGCACUCAUUCAAGAAUGGGGGCUCGGUUUUUUGAAGUCUUGCUCAUGGCAACAGAAAUCGGCAACUUUGAGUUUCGGUGAAUCCAACAAGCUCAAAGCUACUUAUUGCUAUCCCGAUGUGGCUGAUGAUGUAGUUAAAGAACAAACAAAUUCCGAGUCUGACGGACAUCUUCCGUCGUUUGCUAUCGAUAUGUCAGAUGCCGAAGUAGACUUCAGUUACCACAGUAACAUAACAACCAUGUAUGGUGUGUCCGAAUACAUACUGUUCUCACCGGCCGAUCAAAUAGACGACGCUAUAAUGACUGAGGAUCAGAAGAAUGUAGUUGUCAGUGCAUUUCGUGUUGCACAGCACAGCGUUGACUGUGAGGUUCCGAUGUUCAUACAGUUCGGACACAUUGAUAGACAACUGUUCUUUGGGUCAUCCUGCAAUAAAUCCGUUGUUGCUCAUUACGGAGGUUCGCACUUGAGGAAAGGUCAAAUGCGUCAUAUGCAUCUAAGUGGCUUACUAGAUCUUUUCAAAGAACAUGUCAAAUGUCCCCUCUCACUGCUGGAAACCGACGACAUUCGCGUGUCUAUCCAAUUCGAUUAUAAUAUAAAGUUUCCUGCACUUCCACAGAAGGAAAUUGACGAUUCAUGUGAGACACUAGAUUGCUACAACCUCCCAUUUGGUAGUCGAGAUGAGCCGAUCAGCGAGUUCAAUCUCAUUGCAUCUUGGCCGAAUAUGAAGGAAGAAAUGAUCAACGAAAACGAGUAUCACAGUGACCUCGAUCCACUAAAUGCAUUCAAUUGGUCUGGUUCUGUCGAUUUUCGGUACACGGAAGGAUUACUAGGCUAUGUACUUGCACGUGUAAUUGAUCUCCCAAAGUCAAGGAUUCUUCAGAGAACCAUUCCACUGCUCCGCGUGGCGACAUUCCCACUUACUGACGGCGGUAUCCAAAAUAUUCGAUUUGCUGGUGUUUCCAAUCUUUCUAUAACGAAUCCUGGCGGUUUACCUCUCGAUGAAGUACUGAUGCCAAUUGCAAAGUCGGUAGUUCGUCGUUGCAUGGAUAGAGUAUUUGAAGUGGCAGAUGAUAAUGAAGAUAUAGACGUGAGUGGAAGCUUCAGUCAACCUUUAAAGAGCACCCCCGGCAGUGCUGUCAGGAGCAGUCCGGCAACGCUUCGACAAAAUAAGUGGACUCCACCUGAUUCGUUGACAUGGCGUUUUGCGAUGUCUUUCGCGAAUGCCUCUGUUGAUUACGAUUUUGGACCGCAUGGAUUUGCUCAAGUAUGGCUCGAGUUCGUGAAACGACUGCGCACCUAUUACGACAGUACAAAAGACUUACCAGGACUGGGUAAUGUUACGCAACCAAAUCUGUCUCAUUGCCUUCUACAUCAGAAAAUCCAGAUGCUCCAAUGCUGUAUUUCUGCGAAGAGAAGACGGCAUGAAUUAUAUGAUAACACCAAAGAUUUUGGCGGAGACGAGUUUUUCGAUGCUCAGUCAGAUCAAUCUGAUGCGGAUUCUUCGAGUACCGGCUCAAGAAAAAGUUCGGCAAUAACUCGUCAAAGGCCAGCAAGCCUUCGUCGAUUCAGGAACCUUCUGGACGUCUUCAUCCUUUUGGAGAAAUGCGAUUGCUCAAACACAAAGGACACACCACUUUACGAUCGUAGCCCAAUGACGGAAGACAUGGUUGAUGAAUAUGCAAACUAUCUUUCAUCAUUGGACGACGGAGAAGCGAGAGUUCGAGCACAGUUGGACGUCCUUUGCAGUGACAUGCAAGCAUUUAAGGCUGCUAAUCCAAAGUGUUGCUUAGAAGAUUUUAUCCGAUGGCAUUCACCCAAGGACUGGAUAGAGGAGGAAGAAUGCUUGUCAGAAAGGAUGCAACUCCCUGACAAUACUUGGGUAAAAUGUUGGAAUGAAGCCAUGCCAAUUCCUGUGAUAAAUCAAGCACGCUUGUUCAAUGAAUCGAAGAUAGCUGAGGAGAUUCUAUCGCUACUGGAGAAUGCAACGGUUCAACAGAUGGUGGAUUUUAUUCGCCCGGUUCUGUUCGUUGCAGCUGUUGUCCAAGUUGUUCAAAGAGGAAAAUGUGUGAGAAAUCUACUCAACAAAGAGGUUUUGGCUGAUUCAGUGUAUCGCGCUAAUCGAAGUGGAUCUCGUAUUCGAGUCUUCACAGCAAAGCUACGAGUCUUUGAGCACAUAGGUAACUUGAUAGAGCCACCAACGGAAGACGACCUCUUCAGUUUUAUAACAUCUCUUAUUGAGGACGCUUCAGCUAAAAGGGAAUCUAUCGAGCGGAACGUUAUCUCUCGGGGCGUCCCUAUUUUUGGUGCAUCUGAUGGACCACUCGGUAACGCCGUUCGAAUCAUGAUGGAACGAGACGAUGUAACGGGUGGAAAAUUACCCGCCCCAUCGCGAAGACAGUACAUCAUAAGGUGGACGGUGCCACGACCAUCAGCGUGCAGUCGUCUGGUACCUCAACGCUUAUUUGCUUCGAUUGAGCAGGACGAAUUUCGGUUAUGUGGUGCUUUUGCUGAAGACUCUCAUCCGGAAAGUUUGAGAAUUCGACGUCAACGUGAUAAGAGCGAAUUCGUUCGUGGCUCUUUGGGGACACGACCUAUGGAAAUGGAUUCUCCAUGUUUCACAUCUACGGGCGGGAUUUGA
This is a messenger RNA of Ostertagia ostertagi, 2748 nucleotides long. The record is from the annotation of a GenBank genome assembly. NCBI's taxonomy places the organism in Eukaryota, Metazoa, Nematoda, Chromadorea, Rhabditida, Trichostrongylidae.